CAUGGAUUGGAGUUGAGGCCUUGGGGAACUUCUCUCCAGAGGACCCUAACUCCAGGUGAGAUUCAAGUUGACAUCAAUGGAGAAUAGCACGGAAACGACAGAGUUCAUUCUCUUGGGAUUAACAGAUGAGCCCAGCCUGCAGGUUCCUCUGUUCCUGGUAUUUUUAUUCAUCUACCUCAUCACUGUGGUGGGGAAUGGGGCGAUGAUAGUGAUCAUUCACUCGGACUCCCACCUGCACACCCCCAUGUACCUCUUCCUCAGUAACCUCUCCUUUGUCGAUCUGGGCUACUCCUCAGCUGUGGCCCCCAGGGUGCUGGCUGCCUUGCAGUCAGGAGACAAGGCGAUCUCCUACAACGGCUGUGCCGCUCAGUUCUUCUUCUUCGUGGGCUUCACCACCGUUGAGUGCUACCUUCUGGCUUCCAUGGCUUAUGACCGCCACGCAGCAGUGUGCAGACCUCUCCACUGCACCACCACCAUGACAGCAGGAGUGUGCACCUUCCUGACGGUCGGUUCCUAUGUCUGUGGCUUCCUCAAUGCCUCAAUCCACACAGUGGACACCUUCAGACUCUCCUUCUGUGGGUCUAACGAAGUUAAUCAUUUCUUCUGCGACAUCCCCCCACUCCUGGCUCUUGCAUGCUCCAACACUUGCAUCAGCGAGCUGGUUGUGUUCUUUGUUGUGGGCUUUAACGUCUUCUUCACCCUCCUCGUCAUCCUCAUCUCUUACCUCUUCAUAUACGUUGCCAUUCAAAGCAUGCGUUCUGCCGAGGGAUGGAAGAAGGCCUUCUCCACCUGUGCUUCCCAUCUCACCACCGUGUCCAUCUUCUACGGCACCAUCAUCUUCAUGUACCUGCAGCCUGGCUCCGGGCAGGCCAUGGACACGGCCAAAAUCGCCUCUGUGUUCUACACUGUAGUCAUCCCCAUGCUGAACCCCCUGAUCUACAGCCUGAGGAACAAAGAAGUGAAAAGUGCUCUUUGGAGAAUACUUUACAGACUUCACCCUUAA
Chinchilla lanigera (long-tailed chinchilla) is the source of this 1003-nucleotide messenger RNA. Its product is annotated as olfactory receptor 1444. The transcript has 2 exons. The record is from RefSeq and is a predicted model, not a curated record. Gene Ontology annotation, cellular component: membrane. Gene Ontology annotation, molecular function: odorant binding; olfactory receptor activity; G protein-coupled receptor activity. Gene Ontology annotation, biological process: G protein-coupled receptor signaling pathway; sensory perception of smell. Lineage: Eukaryota; Metazoa; Chordata; Mammalia; Rodentia; Chinchillidae. The coding region runs from base 77 to 1003 and encodes 308 amino acids.